GGGACUCUUCACCAGAUCAAGCCUGACAUACCAUCUAUCAUGAAGCCAUCCAAAUCAUGGGAGCUUCAUAGCUCAGAAUUUGGAUUCUAUGGCAACAUGACCAUGGUGAGCUAUGUGCAGAAGAAAGGAAAGGCUGUUGUCCUACUGAGCACCAUGCAUGAUGACAAAGCAGUGGAUAACAGCAGUCAGAAGAAGAAACCAGAAGUGAUCCAGUACUACAAUAAAACAAAAGGAGGAGUGGACACAAUGGAUCAAAUGGUUAGCAACUACACAUGUCUGCGGAGAACAAGGAGGUGGCCCAUGGUUCUCUGGUACAAUAUGCUGGAUGUUGCCACACUCAAUGCCUACACCAACUUCAGUGCACAACACCCUGAUUAUAUGGGUGGUGCGAGUAAUGCACGACGACUAUUUAUCAAGGAGCUGGGCAAAGAGCUCGUCAUGCCACAUAUGAAGAGGCGCAUGGAGGGCACACCCAAACUCCAGAAGCAUAUUAUUGAGGCAAUGGGAAGGUGUGGGUUAAAAAAAGACACAGCCACCACUCAGCUACAAGAGGACAUCAGACAGGAGGGCCAAAGGAAGAGGAAGAGGUGCGCGAUCUGCCCAGUUUCGAAAGACAGAAAAGCCAGCAGCUGGUGUUCCCAGUGCACUAGGCCGGUGUGCAAGGAGCACAAAAAAUUAGUGAUCAUUUGUGAGGCAUGCAGAAAUUGAGAUGGCAGUUUGUGUUCUACUAAUGUGUUCAGUUGUGUUUUAUUUUGUUUGGUCACAUUUCACCAGUUUACAGUUGUUCAACCACAGAUAAAGUUCAGUUCAAUAGCUGUUAUCUGUUAUCAGGAUUUAUGUGUAUGUGUGAUAAAAUGACAAACGUGUUGCAAGUAUUAAAUAAAUAACUGUUUGGCCCCA
Messenger RNA from Xiphophorus couchianus (Monterrey platyfish), 900 nucleotides. Its product is annotated as piggyBac transposable element-derived protein 4-like. The record is from RefSeq and is a predicted model, not a curated record. NCBI's taxonomy places the organism in Eukaryota, Metazoa, Chordata, Actinopteri, Cyprinodontiformes, Poeciliidae. The transcript has a single exon. The coding region runs from base 40 to 708 and encodes 222 amino acids.